GGGGCUGGGACGCCAGGCGGCCACACUCUGAGGGCAGCUAGGGACAGCUGGGCCCGGGAGGAAGAGGGCUGUGCCUAGGCGGGAGGGGAGGGCUGUGGGCAGGGGUGUCGGCCACGACGGAGUCCCUGCAGCCAGACAAGGAGGGACCCAGGGAUCACUGUGUGCCCGGGGGGCUCCGCAGCGGGGCCCACCCACGGAGCUGACUCUUGCCGGCAGCUCUUGCUCUCAGCCUGGAAAGGCUGGGCCUGUGGGAGCGGCUCUUUCCCACAGGCUGGGCGCAGGCCUGAGAAGUGGGGUCCAUGGCCUAGGAGCCCAGGACAGAGCAGGGUCCUCUCCUUUCACUGUGGUUCUCGGCCUGGGAGCCCAACAGCUCCCCCCUCGACCUCCUGAAUCCCCUGGCAACUUCCCAGUCACGGCAGGUUCCGCUGCCAGAGCCAUUUAUAACUCCCAUUCCGGGCUCUGCUCCGCAGCUGAGCUCCCUGGAGAGCCGGGGGGAGGGGCAGCCACUGCUGGGAGCUGUGGGCCUGGGCACGAGGCUCUGACCUGAGCCCCCCGUGAGGACGCAGGGAGAUGGCAGAUGGGCCUAGCAGGGUGGGGGCUUACGGCCUUCCAUGAGCUGACUCCCCACGCGGCCCUAGCUCUGGGUCUGGGGCUGUUCCUUGGGUGGUAAGAAUAGGGUAGAAUGGACGGAUAUAAAAGUUGAGGAACUGGUAAGGGAUGGGCCCAGCAGUCAGGAGCUUGGGCCCCUGCCCUCUGCAGGGGCCUCACGGGGCUGAGUCCCCGAUGAGCAAGCAGGAAGAGAAGGAUGCAGAGCUGGACCGGAGGAUAGUCGCCCUUCGCAAGAAGAACCAGGCCCUGCUGCGCAGGUACCAGGCCUGUCGGCGUCUGUGUAUCUGUGCCUCUGGGGGGCCGUGGCCUGUGCUGACCCCGGGGCCCUCCCACAGGAGAUCCAGGAAGACCGACGGCAGGCAGAGCAGGGGGGCAUGGCUGUGACCACACCGGAGCUCCUUCGUCCUGAUGGCCUCACUGUCACCGUCAGCCAGGUUCCUGGAGGAAGACCCACCCGGGAGACAGGGUGGGGUGGCAGGGAGGUGGCGGCCCAGCUUGUGCUGGGGGAGCACAGCCGCCCCUGCUCCUCUGCCUCUCCCACUUCUCUUCAGCGGCGCACCUACCAACCUCAUGCAGCCCAGGCCACUGCUGGCCCCCACCCCAAAGAGCCACAGUUGGAAGGGGAAGCGGGUGGUCAGCCGGAACUGGGCGAGGAGUGCCCUUGGACCUGGAGCAGCCAGUGAGACGCUUGAGGAUGAGCAGGCAGAGGCCCACACUGGCACCUUCUGCUUGGGGGAGCGGGUGGAUCUGGCCGUGACCAUGGAAAACAAAGCCGAGGCCAAGCGGAUCGUAAGUGAGAAGCCCACCAGGGCACGGAACCAGGGAGCAGAAGCAUCACCUGGAGCAGGCGUGGGCCGGAGCCCCUCCGUGCCACCGGCCGUCAGCUCAGAUUCUGCACGGAGGGGUGUCCAGGAGCCCCGGAGUCCAGCCCCAGUCCCAGGCCCAGCUCCCCGCCGGGCACUGGGGGGCCCCCUGGAGGUGGGCUGGGACUAUGCCCAGUGGAAGCAGGAGCGGGAGCAGAUAGACCAGGCCCGCCUGGCUCGGCACAGAGACGCACAGGGUGACUGGCGCCGCCCGUGGGACGUGGACAAGGCCAAGCCCACGCGACAGGGCUCCAGCAAGCCUCGGGAAGAGGGCCCAGCCAGGGUGGGCAGCACGAGGGGUCCCAGGAGUCACCGAAAGCUACAGCCCCCACCACUGCCCCCUGAAGGCAAAGGCAGUGCUACUCGGGGUGGGCAACAGGGCAGACCCGUGGUGGCGCUGGCCACCCGCAGCAAGGCUCGAGGGACAGAGAGGCUGACUGGCAGGGCGCGCAGGUGGGAAAUGAAGGAAGACAGGGAGGAGCCGGAGAGCCAGGAGGGAAGCCAGAGCACCAGAAAGACUCCGAAUGGGAAGGAACAUGAGCAGACUCAGAGCAGGAUGGAGCCGGGCGGACCCACCAGUGCCCCGGGAACCACCCCUACCCCAGCAUCGGCAUCACCAGAGGGGCUGAAAGAGGAGUCGGGAGAUUUGGCAGCCAGUCCAGCCAGUCCGGGCUCUCCACCAAACUCAGACUUGGUUCCCCUCGAUCUCUCCCUAGGAGGCGCCAGUAGCUCUGGGUCUCAGGAGAGCGCCUGUGUGCUCAGUUCAAAGCCUGGGGCCCAGGAGAGCCCUGCAUCCCGGCUGGAGGGCCAGGAGCAGCCCCUCAGGUCGACCGAGCCCCAGGCCAUGCCAGAAGCCCAGACUUGUUCCGGGCCCCCCAAAGGGGCAGAGCCCCUGGAGCCCAGAGAAGACAGGCCUGGCAAGGCUGGGGCCCAGCAGGGCCUGACACCUCGGAGCAGGGCCCCUAGAGGAGGCAGCCAAAGGGCGAGGGGUGCAGGAGGUGUGAGGAGCAGGACAGGGGGUCCUGGCCCUGCAGGAAGAUGCUGAGCAAAGUUCAUGGGAGCAGGGGGCCAGGCUGGGGAGAGGAGGGAAGGCGCUGUCCAGAGUCUGCGCCAUGGGUGUGUGGUGGCUGGUGGCCGUGGUGGCCUGGCUGAGCGGUUUGGCAAACUCUCCAGGGGAGUGAGACCCUGAAGGCCAGGAGCCAGCCCCUGCCCUCACAGGCACCCGCUGUGCACACGUGUGCUCUCACCUGCAGGUACAGCCCCUGGUGCAUGCCCACGCCACGCCUGGUCUGUGAGGCUGGUGAACUCUGUCCCAAGCCUACUACUGCCCAGGCCACAGGCUCCCUGCCAUGACAAGAGGACAAGGCUUGGAAGCACUCAGCAACCGGCUCACCUAGCUCCCGUCACCCGCAGGGCCUGGCCACUCUCUCCAGCUGCUGGCUCCUGGCUCGUCAGGUACUGCCAGCUCAUCAACUGCUGCCAGCCUCAGCAGCUGGCAUGGCUAGCCCAGGCCUGGGUCCCUUUCCUACACUUUCCCCUGCCUUGCACCCAUGUGACUCUUAGUCCCAGAAUCACUGGAUGACCAACGAGGGAAUCUCACAAUUACCUGGCUGCCCGCUACCUUUCGGGAAGAGCAGGCUGAGGCCCAGAGGAAGGGAGGCCACAGCCGGCAGGGAUGGAGCUAGGGACAGAAGAAAGGAGGGAUCUCGAGAAAGUCUCUGAAGCAGGGUGGGGUGAAGAGGGGACAGAUGGCUGUCUCUCCCCACAGCAGGGUUGGGGAGCUCAUAUUCAGGGACCUCCUCCCCCACCCCUAGGUUAGACCUGAGUGCAUCCUGAAUGGGGGAGGGGGAGCCUGCCACCCGGGGUCGUUUUCUGCCAUCUCCGACUUCCUCUUCCCACCGCCUCCCUGCACUGUGUCAUGCCAAAGCGAGGUCUCACUCAGGCAGGGGCUCAAGAGGCAGAGAAACAGCAACUCCAGCUAAGUACGACAUCAGGACUCGUCUUUCCUACUUAGUCUCUGUUCCCCCCACCCCCCACCACUGAGACCCACGUCUGGUGAAUUAUCCAGACUCCGCACAAGCUGUGGCUUCCUCUCAAUUCAACAAACAUUUCCUGAGCACCCACUACCAGCAAUGCAGCCGGUGGGCGAUGGUGACUUUGCCAGCAAGAGGGAGGGAAGAAGCCUCGUCAUCCGGCAGAUCCAGGCUGCACAGCAGGAGCUGUUCUUGGCUGCAGGUGCCCGACAGGUGUUGAAGAUGGUAGUAGGAGCCCAGAGGGAACCAUCCCACUGCCGUGUGCAAAGGUGGGCACGCCUCUCUUUCUCACUGGGUGUCCCCUUUGCCCCCAAACCCCUGCUUGGAUCUCCCCACAUAGCCAGGCCGUGGCUGUUCCUCUCUGCUGAGAGUCCCAGGCUUCACCGGCUUCUCUGGGUUCUCUCUGGAGUGUCCAGAUCAUCCCCAGCAUUUCUCUCCACUGUCAAAGAGAGGUCUGGAUUGUGGCUCAACUGUGAGGCCAGGCUUCCUCACUGGCUCUUACUCUACGAGCCACCCCCUCUAUUGAGGAGGAGGGUGGAGGGGAUGACUUUUCAACAGAUCAGAUUGUUUCGAGUAGUGCUUCUUACACAUAAAGGUGCAGACGAAUGCAGACUCUUAACUGUGGGCUGGGCCUGGGAACCAGCAUUUCUCAUAGGCUCCAGGUGCUGCCUUUACUGCAGGUUCCUGGACCACACUUUGAGAGGAAGGAUUUGGAUUAGAAUAUAUGGAGGGCUGAGGACAGAGACAGACUCUAGACUCUUAAGGGCUGGCUGCUGGCUCUACAUGGGGUGGUGGCAGGCUGCCCCUGCCAGGUGAGAGCUUCCUGGUCUCAGAGUCAGGUGGGAAACUGAGGCUUUGGGUUAGAGGCUUGAGAGCUGGUGGUGCCAACUUCCUGUAGUGGGGAGUGAGAAAGUUGAUUGGGAAUGGGGUGAGGUGAAGGUGGUUGGAAGAGGUGAGGAUUGAUCAGAGGAAUUCUGGAAAGGCUUGGGAACAUUCUGUGCAUGUAGGGAGAAGACCCCUGUGAGAUAUGAAAAGGCAAGGGUGAAAGAUUCCAAGCUUAAGUUUUCCUCUUGCCAUCUGGUCACACGUUUGUGACUUCAGAGCAUAAAACUGGCUCUGGAACCCAUGACUCCUAAGGAUGGAGCUGGAGUAGAGCAGGUUCAAGCAGAGCCCUUGAAUUCAGAUGUCUCCCAAAUUGUGAACCAGAAUUUGGAUUCUAAGAAUUACAAACUUCCCCCAACUGCCAAUGCUGCCAACUAUACAGAUGUGCCUUCAUUAAAGGGUAUGUGCCAAGUCAUGUUUGACUGUGGGCUGGAGAUGUAGUUUGGGCAGAGGUCUGCUUGAGGCCUUAUGACAAGACCUAAGUGGGAGAGGAAGCUGGGCUAAAGGGCUAAGGAAAAAUGGGCUUCUCUCUCUUCUGGGUGUUAGGAGAAAGGGAUGUCAUGGGAGUGAGUCACUAGCAGUUGGAGAGAAUGGGGUCUGGCAUAGAGUAUCUUCAUCAUAGGAAGAACUGUAGCACAAGGCAAGUAUCACUGAGCUUUCCUUAGAAAAGGGAAGCCCUUCUUCAGGACCAAUGAGCUAGCACUUCUGGUGGCCACAAACCCUGCUCCAGGAUGAAACCAGCUAAGGGGCAGGAGGGAAGGGUAAACAUCCCUCCACAAAGCUCAGGGCCAUGGAAGGCUGCUCUGUUUCUUCCUGGAUCCUUUCGUUAAAGGCCUGGCUGGGAGCCUUCUUGGAUGUCCUUCUCCUCUCCAACCAACAGACAAGACUGCUUCUCAAAGGUGGGAAGUUCUUCAUGGGACAUGGCUUCAGGAGCCCAAGCACAGAGCUGGAGGAAUUGAUGAGGGAAAGUGCACAGGGCAGUAGGGGGCCAGCAGGUACAUGAAAGCUUUACCCAAGGCCUCAAAACAAGGCAGAAGAGGUGGAAAGCAUCUCUACCCUGGCGCCGAUCACCUUGCAGAGGGGCAUGGCAGACCACACUGUGAGGGAGGUAUUUGGGGGAUGACAAGCAGCACGGUAGAGCGGAACAAACACGGGCCUUGGAAUCCAAGAGACUGAAUCUGAAUUCUAGGUCUGUCACCUGCUAGCUGGACAACUCUGGUCAAUUUUAAUGUCUAAAAGCCUCAGUUUUGUUUGCAAAAUGGAGCUAGUAAUACCUAUGUUGAAGGAUUGUUAAGAAAAUUAAAGAUGAAAAUAUGCAAAAUACCCCUGGCACACAGUAGGCACUCUAUUAACAGUAGCCUGGCAUGAAGACAACACUCAGUAAAUAUUUGUUGAAUAAAUGAAGUAGUGAUUUGGUGUGA
This is a messenger RNA of Capra hircus (goat), 5808 nucleotides long. It is a transcript of the gene CCDC9B, whose product is annotated as chromosome 10 C15orf52 homolog. The transcript is spliced from 10 exons. Lineage: Eukaryota; Metazoa; Chordata; Mammalia; Artiodactyla; Bovidae. The record is from RefSeq and is a predicted model, not a curated record. The coding region runs from base 1018 to 2517 and encodes 499 amino acids.